Pogona vitticeps (central bearded dragon) is the source of this 1716-nucleotide messenger RNA. RefSeq names its product charged multivesicular body protein 4A (gene CHMP4A). Gene Ontology annotation, cellular component: multivesicular body; cytoplasmic side of plasma membrane; ESCRT III complex. The record is from RefSeq and is a predicted model, not a curated record. Gene Ontology annotation, biological process: late endosome to vacuole transport via multivesicular body sorting pathway; vesicle budding from membrane. NCBI's taxonomy places the organism in Eukaryota, Metazoa, Chordata, Lepidosauria, Squamata, Agamidae.
GGGAGGGGAGGAGGGGAAGGAAUGGGUGGGUGAAGCCGGAAGAGGAAACUCAGUGAAUUCCCGACCAGCCGAGAUGAGUGGUUUGGGGAAGCUCUUCGGGAAGGGUAAAAAAGCGAAAGCCCCUACCCCACAGGAGGCCAUCCAGAAGCUGCGGGAGACCGAGGAGGUGCUGGUCAAGAAGCAGGAGUUCUUGGAGCAGAAGAUCCAGCAGGAACUCCAGGCGGCCAAGAAACAUGGGACCAAGAACAAAAGAGCUGCUCUUCAAGCCCUCAAGCGGAAGAAGCGUUACGAGCAGCAGCUGGCGCAGAUUGACGGCACCCUCUCGACCAUCGAGUUCCAGCGCGAGUCGCUGGAGAAUGCCACCACCAACACCGAAGUGCUCAAGACCAUGUCGGAUGCGGCCCGGGCUAUGAAGGAAGCCCAUCAACACAUGGAUAUCGACAAAGUGGACGACCUGAUGGCCGAAAUCACAGAGCAGCAGGACAUCGCUCAGCAAAUCUCAGACGCCAUCUCUAAACCGGUCGGCUUCGGAGACGACGUCGACGAGGACGAACUGCUGGCUGAGUUGGAGGAAAUGGAACAGGAAGAUCUGGAUAAGGAAUUGCUGAAUGUCGGGGAGCCCACCCCGGAACUUCCCAGCGUGCCUGCCUCUCGCCUUCCCGGGGUUCCAGCCUCGAAAGUGCCAGCGACGGCCGUGGAUGACGACGACGAGGAAAUGAAGCAGCUGGCCGCCUGGGUGUCGUGAUGCAUUUUGGGGGCACUGCCUUCCUGUCUCCUUUUCCUGUGUUUUUUUCCGGAGGAGGGGAAGGGGAGAGGACCUUUCCACCCCCCCACCCCCCCACCCAGUUCAAUUCCAGAGGGCAGGAGGGGGUGGCGAAACGAGACACCCCGCCUGACGUGACCUUAUGUGCCGAAUGUAAAGAGUUUUAUAGACAGAUUUAUAUAUACAUAUAUCUAUAUAUAUGAACAGAUUGUAUUGUUGUGGGGUUGGGGGGGGCAUCACAUGGGGGCCUCGAGAGAGAUCCCACAAAUUUAGGACCCGCCUUCGUCCGUCACAUGAUCCUCACCUGUUUUCCGGCAAGGUUGGAAACAUGGAGUGGGGUAGGGGCACCCCAAAAUCUUUUCAAGCGUGGCACCUAAGGUGGGGGAAAGGUCACCAUGCUUUUCAAGUUACAUUCCUAUGGGGGAGUCUUCCCCCCCCGGCCUUUCUUUGCCACCCACGCCUCUGAUACUGAUUAGGGAGAUGUGGCCUGCCACCACCAGCAUUCCCCCCCAACGUGAAAAUGAAUACGGCGGUCUGGGGUGAAGGGGUGGGUGGUGUUUUAUGGUGCCAAGGCGAGAGGAUUCUCAUCCGGGAGGGAGGGUGGGGGGGGUGUCGAGGAAUCACAGCGCUGCUAGGGCUGGGGAGUAACAGGUACUACGUUUUUGUCAAGUCGGAUGAGCAGUGUGUCUGUUAACGUGGCUUGGGGUUCGAUGUUUACAUGUCUUUUUCUCUUUUUACACUUGCUGUGCUAAUCUGCUAAUUUUUUUAAGCUCUUCCUCUCUUGUCUUGGGGGUGUCUUCUUCUUCUUUUUAUUUUAAAUCGACUUGCGGUCAGGAGUUGGGAUCGGUGGGGAGGGGGACACAAAGGAGAUCCCUGUACACGCACACUUGCUAGAGUGGCCUUUAACCCUGUUCCUCUCGGUCCCCAAUGAAUAAAGGUGGCUCGGAAAAAAA